Microthlaspi erraticum is the source of this 1188-nucleotide messenger RNA. The record is from the annotation of a GenBank genome assembly. Lineage: Eukaryota; Viridiplantae; Streptophyta; Magnoliopsida; Brassicales; Brassicaceae.
AUGUCAAGUGACCGGCGAGAAGGUCAGCAGACGACGACGACGACGACGACGGUGGAAAAUAACGGAGCUAUCGGAGGCAAUUCUCAUCCCGCAGCUCCUCCGACGAUGAAAUCCACGGCUACGGCGGUUUCCUCUCAGAGACUGAGGCUAAAUCCGAACAACGAGCAUAAACCAGAUAAUUACGAAGGCCUCCAGCUGGAUUUCCCCAACUCGAUAUAUGCUAGUCUCGAGAAGUACUUGCCUCCGGAUUUGCUCGUCUCGAAGAGGGAAGAGAAAGUGAAAUUCAUGACAGACAUUAUGCUCAGGCACCUUCCACAUGGAGAGCGUUCCAGAGCUCAAAGGCACAAGGACUAUAGGCAGAAGAUAAUAUCAAAUUAUCAGCCACUUCACAGGGAGUUGUAUACUCUGAAUCCCGAGAAAUGUUUCGUCCCGGAUUUCCUAGAGGCGAUCAAAGAAAGCACAGAUGUUAGCUUCAGAAAAAUAAUGUCAGAACCGUCUCCUGGUGUUUUCGUCUUCGACAUGCUCCAGCCUAGCUAUUGCGAGAUGAUGCUAUCCGAGAUAAACAAUUUUGAGAAGUGGGUGGGUGAGACGAAAUUCCGGAUCAUGAGACCAAACACCAUGAAUAAGUACGGUGCAGUGCUUGACGACUUUGGUCUGGAUACCAUGCUUGACAAACUCAUGGACAAUUUCAUACGUCCCAUAGCCAAAAUAUUCUUCAAUGAUGUGGGUGGAUCAACUCUAGACUCUCACCAUGGCUUUGUUGUUGAAUAUGGUAACGACAGGGAUGUUGAUUUAGGCUUUCAUGUGGAUGAUUCGGAAGUAACCCUGAAUGUUUGUUUGGGUAACGUAUUUGUGGGAGGGGAGUUGUUUUUCAGAGGCACACGGUGUGAGAAACAUGUUAACACAGCAACAAAGCCAGAUGAAAUAUUUGAUUAUUGUCAUAUACCGGGGCAAGCUGUACUUCACCGUGGACGCCACCGCCAUGGUGCCAGAGCCACAACAUCCGGUCACCGGGUCAAUAUGCUUCUGUGGUGCAGAAGCUCUGUGUUUAGAGAGCUCAAAAGUCAUCAGAAGGAAUUCUCCAGCUGGUGCGGAGAGUGCUUUUGUGAAAAGAAAGAGGAGAAAGUGCGGGCGCUUGAUGCUCUAAGAAAGAAACUGUUUAAAGGAGCUCGUGCAACCAAAGUUUGA